This is a messenger RNA of Loxodonta africana (African savanna elephant), 2983 nucleotides long. RefSeq names its product procollagen-lysine,2-oxoglutarate 5-dioxygenase 1 (gene PLOD1). Lineage: Eukaryota; Metazoa; Chordata; Mammalia; Proboscidea; Elephantidae. The record is from RefSeq and is a predicted model, not a curated record. Gene Ontology annotation, molecular function: L-ascorbic acid binding; iron ion binding; procollagen-lysine 5-dioxygenase activity. The transcript is spliced from 19 exons. Bases 62 to 2245 code for a protein of 727 amino acids. Gene Ontology annotation, biological process: peptidyl-lysine hydroxylation. Gene Ontology annotation, cellular component: endoplasmic reticulum.
UUCGCGACGUUUCCAGCUCUGCUUGCUGCUCCCGGCCGGCCGAACGCCCCAGGACCCCGCCAUGCGGCCCCUGCUGCUCCUGGCCACGCUGGGCUGGCUGCUCCUGGCCGAAGCGAAGGGCGACUCCCAGCCGGAGGACAACCUCUUAGUCCUCACGGUGGCCACCAAGGAGACCGAGGGAUUCCGACGCUUCAAGCGCUCAGCCCAGUUCUUCAACUACAAGAUCCAGGCGCUUGGCCUGGGGGAGGACUGGAACAGUGGGCAGGAGACGCCAGCAGGUGGAGGGCAGAAGGUUCGGCUGCUGAAGAGAGCUCUGGAGAAGCACGCAGACAAAGAAAACCUAGUCAUUCUCUUCACAGACAGCUAUGAUGUGGUGUUUGCAUCGGGGCCCCGGGAGCUCCUGAAGAAGUUCCGGCAGGCCAGGAGCCAGGUGGUCUUCUCUGCGGAGGAGCUCAUCUACCCGGACCGCAGGCUAGAGGCCAAGUACCCAGUGGUGUCAGACGGCAAGAGGUUCCUGGGCUCUGGAGGCUUCAUCGGUUACGCCCCCAACCUCAGCAAACUGGUAUCCGAGUGGGAGGGCCAGGACAGCGACAGCGACCAGCUCUUUUACACCAAGAUCUUCUUAGACCCGGAAAAAAGGGAGCGGAUCAAUAUCACCCUGGACCACCGCUGCCGAAUCUUCCAGAACCUGGAUGGAGCCUUGGAUGAGGUCGUGCUCAAGUUUGAAAUGGGCCACGUAAGAGUGCGGAACCUGGCCUACGACACUCUUCCGGUCCUGAUUCAUGGCAAUGGGCCUACCAAGCUGCAGCUGAACUACCUGGGCAACUACAUCCCACGCUUCUGGACCUUCGAGACGGGCUGCACUGUGUGUGAUGAGGGCCUGCGCCUCCUCAAGGGCAUCAGGGACGAAGCUCUGCCCACAGUCCUGGUCGGCAUUUUCAUCGAGCAGCCCACGCCGUUCCUGGUGCUGUUCUUCCAGCGGCUUCUGCGCCUCCACUACCCCUGGAAACAGAUGCGGCUUUUCAUCCACAACCACGAGCAACACCACAAGGCCCAGGUGGAGCAGUUCCUGGCAGAGCAUGGCAGCAAGUAUCAGUCCGUGAAGCUCGUGGGCCCUGAGAUCCGGAUGGCCAAUGCUGAUGCCAGGAACCUGGGCGCAGACCUGUGUCGGAAGGACCAGAGCUGCACCUACUACUUCAGCAUGGACGCCGACGUGGCCCUGAAGGAGCCCGACACCCUGCGGCUGCUGAUUGAGCAGAACAAAAAUGUCAUCGCCCCCUUGAUGACCCGCCAUGGGAGGCUCUGGUCGAACUUCUGGGGGGCACUGAGUGCAGAUGGCUACUACGCCCGCUCCGAGGACUACGUGGACAUUGUGCAGGGUCGGCGUGUUGGUGUCUGGAAUGUGCCUUACAUCUCUAACAUCUACUUGAUCAAGGGCAGUGCCCUACGGUCUGAUCUGCAGCAGAAAGACCUGUUCCACCACAGCAAGCUGGACCCCGACAUGUCCUUCUGUGCCAAUGUCCGGCAGCAGGCCGUGUUCAUGUUCCUGACCAACCGGCACACCUUUGGGCACCUGCUCUCCCUGGACAGCUACCAGACCACCCACCUCCACAAUGACCUGUGGGAAGUGUUUAGCAACCCUGAGGACUGGAAGGAGAAGUACAUCCAUGAGAACUACACCAAAGCCCUGGAGGGGAAGCUGGUGGAGACGCCUUGCCCGGACGUUUACUGGUUCCCCAUCUUCACGGAGGCGGCCUGUGAUGAGCUGGUGGAGGAGAUGGAGCACUAUGGCCAGUGGUCUCGGGGUGAUAACAAGGACAACCGCAUCCAGGGUGGCUACGAAAACGUGCCAACUAUUGACAUCCACAUGAACCAGAUCAACUUUGAGCGGGAGUGGCACAAGUUCCUGGUGGAGUACAUUGCCCCCAUGACGGAGAAGCUCUACCCCGGCUACUACACCAGGGCCCAGUUUGACCUGGCCUUCGUUGUCCGCUAUAAGCCUGAUGAGCAGCCCUCACUGAUGCCACACCAUGACGCUUCCACCUUCACCAUCAACAUUGCCCUAAACCGGGUGGGAGUGGACUACGAGGGCGGAGGCUGUCGGUUCCUGCGCUACAACUGCUCCAUCCGUGCCCCGAGAAAGGGCUGGACCCUCUUGCACCCCGGGCGGCUCACGCACUACCACGAGGGGCUCCCCACCACCAAGGGCACCCGUUACAUCGCCGUCUCCUUCGUCGACCCCUAAUUGCCCAGAGCUGGCCACCUCCGACUUUUUCUCUUUGCUGACAACCACUGCCAGAAGCUUCCAGGGCCUCAGUGUCCCAGGGAGCUGGUCCAUCUUCCAGGCUCUUGACUCCCUGUUGCUCGGGGAACCUCCAGUCAGAGAGAUGGGGCAUGCAGGCCACAGGCGGAGCAGAUCUCCUUGUCUGAGGCUUUCCGGAUGCUCUGGCCCCUCCCUGGAGAGGCAGUUCACUGUCACUGCUUUGUAGAGAGUCAUCCUUCCCAAACCUUCUUCCUGAAAAACUGAGUUCCCCUUUCUCUGCUUCUUCCACUGGGCGAGACCUGGGCAGAGCUGGGGCUUACCCAAGGCGCCCAGAGAGUCUCCAGGGGCAACAAGCCAUGCCCCAGAGCUUCUCCCAGGCAGAGCCACAGCCCCAGGGACUUCCUGCUUCAAGCUUGGGGUAGACACAGAGACCUGGGUCAGACUCAUGCUCCUGCCCUGACCCUGGGACCAUGGAAGCCCCCCAUUCUCUAUGGUUCCUGUCAUGGCAGCAAAAACUUGUCCCCUGGAGACAGCGACUCAGAAGACCUCCCGGAAGGCAGAAGGGAAUCUAUUUAUGCCACAGCUGGAUCCUCUACUUGACCCUUGCUGGGGGAGGCGGGAAGUGUCCACACACUGUACUGGGUCACCCUGUCCCUAUGCCUCUGGCGAGAGGGACUGACAGAAACAGGAGAGUUUCUAUUAAACGUCAUGACAACCAUG